GCGCUGAUUGGAGUGCAGCUGGUGGUCAGCUUGCUGGCUGCUAGCAUCAUGCACAGAAUGACUCCACACUGUUCCUUUGCCCGCUGGCUUCUGUGCAAUGGCAGGUAAAGUCAUGUACUCAAAUGUCAUAUACAGAAGUGGCUUUGGCGAUUGGGUGUAGCAAUGUCCUGAUAAUGGUUAGGGUCUGGAGUUAUUCCUGUCAGAUCAUGAGGGCAGGAGAAACUCAUAGUGAAUAGAUUUGAGUAAAACAACAGUCAUACUACUAGCCAACUACUUGCAAUGUAUAUAUGUUUAAAACAAAUCUAACUUGAUCCUUUCAGUCUAUUCCGGUUCAAACACCCCUCUGAAGGAGAGCUGUGUGCCCUGGCAGGCAAACAGAUGCCCAGCAAGCCCAGCAGGAGAGACAGGUGUGAGCUGGGGAGGGGGCAUGAUGAUACAGUACAACUGGUGUCUGCUGCCUUUUGUAUCACUGUUAUGAUAGUAGACUGGUUGUUACAGGGAAGGUUUGCUGACUUCUUCUUUGUAGGAGACAGAAUGGGGACAGCAAGCCUCUCACAGUGCCGAAGGACAUCGACCUUAACUUGGAAAAAGCUCCAAUCGGCAUCCUUGAUGCCCUUGGUAAAUAAACAAAAGCACAACCACUACUGCUGACUGAAAUGCCCUCCAAGCCUUUGCAUUUAGGCCUUAUCUUUUCCUUACAAUAUUUUUGCUUUGUCUCUCCUUUCCCAUUCUCAGUACUGCGAUUCUUCCUGGAGUACCAGUGGUUGAUUGACUUUGCAGUGUAUGCCAUGGGCAUCUACCUUUUCACUGAGGGCUACUUCUGUGUAGUGGACCCUACCAAGGAGGUCCACAUUGGGGCCAUCUGGUGUGUGCUGACCGUUCUCUGCUGCCUGUAUCCUUCAGGUCACCCUCUCUGAAAGCCCAUAAUUGUAUUACCAUUUUAAAUUGAAAAUGGAGUAUAACUUAUUCCUAAGAAAACAGCUCUAAGUACUAUGUUACAAUGUCAACUUAGACUGAAGUUGUACUCACUGUACUUGCCAAUGUUAUCACCAUGUAAAAACAGUUAGUGUCAAUUUCUGCAAAGUGGGCCCCUCGUAUACAUCAAUACAUUAAAGUCCCGCCUACUUCCUGUUGCAAGUCCUGUACUGUUUUUGAAUGGGCUUCAAGCUUAUAUAAUCAAAUUCAUGAAAACAUGGUCAUUUAAGAUAUACAGUAUGUACAAUUAUAUUAAUUUACUUCUACCUAAUGCCUUUCAUUAAUGUUUUAGAUUAUGAAAAAUAAUAAACGCAAUCAAAAACCUUCAUGAAAGACAUCAGAAGUAAAUUAAUCCACAAAUACGAAUAUAAUUUUACAUAUCUUAAAUGACCAAGUUUUCAUGAAUUUGAUUAUAUAAGCUUGAAGCCCAUUCAAAAACAGUACGGAACUUGCAACAGGAAGUAGGCGGGACUUUCAUAGUGUAUCACCCAAACAUGCACUGUUGCCAGAAAAACACUCCGACGCACCCGUUGUGCUCCUCCUUGAUUGGAGUUGUUUGUUGUUAAGGGACUGCCUGGUUGUCCCUGUGUUGCCCUUAACCCUCUCUCACAGGAAAACCCUCCACUCCCUGAUGGGCCACUAUUUCCGGUCUGACGAGGGGGGCGAGCGCUCGGUGUGCUUGGCCUUUGGUUUCCUAUCUCUGCUUGUGGCCAUGUUGGUGCUAGUGGUCAGAGAAGACUACCUGGAGUUUGGCCUGGAGCCUGGUAUGUUCACUACACUAACCCCUACUACAGUAGUUCCAUGGGGAUAUAAACUGAGUGUACAAAACAUUAGAAACACUUUCAAAGUAUUGAGUUGCACCCCCUUGUGCCCUCAGAACAGCCUCAAUUAGUAAGGGCAUGGACUCUACAAGGUGUCAAAAGUGUUCCACACGGAUGCUGGCCCAUGUUGACUCCAAUGCUUCCCACAGUUUUGUCAAGUUGGCUGGAUGUCCUUUGGGUGUUGGACCAUUCUUGAUACGCAUUGGAAACGUUUGAGCGUGAAAAAUCCAGCAGCAUUGCCAUUCUUGACACACUCAAUCCGGUGAGCCUGGCACCUACUACAAUAACCCGUUCAAAGGCACUUAAAUAUUUUGUCUUGCCCCUUCACCCUCUGAAUGGCACGCAUACACAAUCCAUGUCUCAAGGCUUAAAAAUCCUUCUUAAACCUGUCUCCUCCCCUUCAUCUACACUGAUUUGAAGUGGAAUUGACAAGUGACAUAAAUAAGGGAUCAAAGCUUUCAACUGGAUUCACCUGGUCAGUCUGUCAUGGAAAGAGCAGGUGUUCCUAAUGUUUUGUACACUGUGUUUAUGUAUUUAACAAUUAUUUGUUUAGUUAAUUUUAUCAUUUUAGUUUGGAGUUUCUAUGCUUUUUGUAUUGCAGGUUUUAAUAGUCUUUUUGACAACCUUGAGGUUUUCGCAAAACAGCAAGGCUUUGCUGAGUGGUCGUAAGUAUCUUUUCAUUGGACAGUUGAAAUUGAUUUAAAAAAUAAAGUCACACCUUGGGUCCAUAGAAUAGUAGCCAGUCAUUCAUGGACUGACAAUAUGCUUUUAGUGAUCUGUAUGUUGGCAAAUGUUUCCCCUAAUGUUUAUUAAAUGUGGACUCCCAUCAGAGUCCCGGUGACCAAGCUGACUGUGAAGUUGGGUCUUGCUGCCAUCUGUGCUUUUAUUGGUGCUUUGCUGGCCUUCCCUGGCCUCCGCCUAGCCCAGACCCACCUGGACGCAGUUCAGAUGAACUCAGACCGCCCAUUCAUCCAGUAAGAACACCCAAACACAUAGAUUUAGCUGUGAAACCAAAUAACCAACUGGCUCCACUAGUAAUGUCUUCUUGUUCGGGUGUUGUUGUUUUCUGCUUCCCGUAGGAUUCUGUUGCACAUGAGUUUUCUGGCUCCAGUGGUGGUGAUCGUGUUGUGGAUCAAACCCAUCGCUAGGGACUUCCUGGGGAACGCUCCCAUGGGGAAGACCUCAGUCACGCUGUAAGUGUGUGUCUUGGUACACUAUAUAUACAGAAGUACGUGGACACCCCUUCAAAUUAGUGGAUUCGGCUAUUUCAGUCACACCCGUUGCUGACAGGUGUAUAAAAUCGAGCACAUAGCCAUGCAAUCUCCAUAGACAAACAUUGACAGUAGAAUGGCCUUACUGAAGAGCUCAGUGACUUUCAAUGUGGCACCGUCAUAGGAUGCCACUAUUCCAGCAAGUCAGUUCGUCAAAUUUCUGCCCUGCUAGAGCUGCCCCGGUCAACUGUAAGUGCUUUUAUUGUGAAGUGGAAAGGUCUAGGAGCAACAACGGCUGAGCCGCCAAAGUGGUAGGCCACACAAGCUCACAGAACGGGACCACCGAGUGCUGAAGCGCUUAAAAAUUGUCUGUCAUCGGUUGUAACACUCACUACCGAGUUCCAAACUGCCUCUGGAGCAAUGUCAGCACAAUAACUGUUCGUCUGGAGCUUCAUGGAAUUGGUUUCCAUGGCCGAGCAGCCGCACACAAUCCUAAGAUCACAAUGCCAAGCGUAGGCUGGAGUGGUGUGGAACAAGCUCCCUCACGACGCUAGGACAGCGGAGUCACUCACCACCUUCCGGAGACACUUGAAACCCCACCUCUUUAAGGAAUACCUGGGAUAGGAUGAAGUAAUCCUUUUACCCCCCCCCCCCCCCCCCCCAAAAAAAAAAAAAAACAUAUUGUAAAGUGGUUAUCCCACUGGCUAUAAGGUGAAUGCACCAAUUUGUAAGUCGCUCUGGAUAAGAGCGUCUGCUAAAUGACGUAAAUGUGUAAAGCUCGCCGCCAUUGGACUCUGGCGCAGUGGAAAUGCGUUCUCUCGAGUGAUUAAUCAUGCUUCACCAUCUGGCAGUCUAAUGGAUGAAUCUGGGUUUUGGCGGAUGCCAGGAGAACUCUACCUGCCCCAAUGCAUAGUGCCAACUGUAAAGUUUGGUGGAGGAGGAAUAAUGGUCUGGGGCUGUUUUUCAUGGUUCGGGCUAGUCGCCUUAGUUCCAGUGAAGGGAAAUCUUAAUGCUACAGCACACAAUGGCAUUCUAGAUGAAACUGUGCUUCCAACUUUGUGGCAACAAUUCUACCCUUGUACCAUCUCUACCCUUGUUUUUUGUGAACAACUUGUAAUUUAUAACAUCACAGUCAAACACACACACAGAUCCUGCAUCUCUACCCUUGUAAAGUACAAUCAAACUUAGUCACAAUAUGCAAACUUAAAAAAAAUAUAUAUAUAUUAUAUGACUGGAGACAUGCAAAAUGUAACAGCAGAUGUGUAUAAAAAAAAAUAUUCUAAUAUUUGAGUGAAACAUGGUAAGAGCAUCCGUUUCAUUUGGAAUGGUCUGUUUUUGAAAGCAUAUUAAGGAACAAUUCUCCUCUCCAUUGUGAGCCAUAUUUACAGUUAUCCAAUCACCUCAGCCCAAAUCUGACUGAUUAGUUAUUACCUGUAUCCAAGUGCAUUGCUGGAUAAUUCUUACUGCAUAACCAUCACCAUGAAAAAGCAUAAUCCUUGCCUACCCCAGUCACAGUUAUUCAAGUCUUAAUGUGAACAAUGGGUCUGGUCACCUCUCUUGGCAAGGGCAUCAAAGUCUGGUGUCAUCUUUGAUGUAGAGAUUCUGAGAACAGCUCACAAGUGGUCAUUUGUUAAAUUUGACCUGUGACGGGAUUUGUUGUAAUUCAUGACUGAGAACGUUUGUUCACACACACACACUACCAGUCAAAAGUUUGGACACACCUACUCAUUCAAGUGUUUUUCUUUAUUUUUUUAAAACUAUUUUUUACAUUGUAGAAUAAUAGUGAAGACCUCAAAACUAUGAAAUAAAACAUAUGGAGUCAUGUAGUAACCAAAAAGUGUUAAACAAAUCAAAAAUAAUUUUAUAUUUGAGAUUCUUCAAAUAGCCACCCUUUGCCUUAAUGAAAGCUUUGCACACUCUUAGCAUUCCUUCAAGCAGCUUCAUGAGGUAGUCCCCUGGAAUGCAUUUCAAUUAACAGGUGUGCCGCCUUAAAAGUUAAUUUUAAGUGUAUACAGGGGGUGUAUACAGAAGAUAGCCGUAUUUGGUAAAAGACCAAGUCCAUAUUAUGGCAAGAACAGCUCAAAUAAGCAAAGAGAAACGGCAGUCAAUCAUUACUUUAAGACAUGAAGGUCAGUCAAUAUGGAACAUUUCAAUAACUUUUUAAAAGUUUCUUCAAGUGCAGUUGCAAAAACCAUCAAGCGCUAUGAUGAAACUGGCUCUCAUGAGGACAACAACAGGAAUGGAAGACCCAGAGUUACCUCUGCGGCAGAGGAUAAGUGCAUUAGAGUUACCAGCCUCAGAAAUUGCAGCCCAAAUAAAUGCUUCACAGAGUUCAAGUAACAGACACAUCUCAACAUCAACUGUUCAGAGGCGACUGUGUGAAUCAGGCCUUCAUGGUCGAAUUUCUGCAAAGAAACCACCACUAAGGGAAACCAAUAAGAAGAAGAGACCUGCUUGGGCCAAGAAACACGAGCAAUGGACAUUAGACCGGUGGAAAUUGGUCCUUUGGUCUGGAGUCCAAAUUGGAGAUUUUUGGUUCCAACCGCCGUGUCUUUGUGAGACGCAGUGUGGGUGAACGGAAGAUCUCCGGAUUUGUAGUUCCCACCGUAAAGCAUGGAGGAGGAGGUGUUAUGUGUGGGGGUGCUUUGCUGGUGACACUGUCUGUGAUUUAUUUAGAAUUCAAGGCACACUUAACCAGCAAUGCUACCACAGCAUUCUGCAGCAAUACGCCAUCCCAUCUGGUUUGGUCUUAGUGAAACUAUCAUUUAUUUUUCAACAGGACCAUGACCCAACACACCUCCAGGCUGUGUAAGGGCUAUUUUACCAAUAAGGAGAGUGAUGGAGUGCUGCAUCAGAUGACCUGGCCUCCACAAUCCCCCGACCUCAACCCAAUUGAGAUGGUUUGGGAUGAGUCGGACUGCAGAGUGAAGGAAAAGCAGCCAACAAGUGCUCCGCAUAUGUGGGAACUCCUUCAAGACUGUUGGAAAAGCAUUACAGGUCAAGCUGGUUGCGAGAAUGCCAAGAAUGUGCAAUGCUGUCAUCAAGGCGAAGGGUGGCUAUUUGAAGAAUCUCAAAUAUAAAAUAUAUAUUUUGAUUUUUGUUACUCUUUUUGGGUUACUACAUGAUUCCAUAUGUGUUAUUUCAUAGUUUUGAUGUCUUCACUGUUAUUCUACAAUGUAGAAAAUAGUAAAAAUAAAGAAAAACCCUGGAAUGAGUAGGUGUGUCCAAACUUUUGACUGGUACUGUAUGUGGACCCGAGUUAAACAAGCAUCCUUUGGGCGUGCUUUUUAAUAUUUGGAAACUUUGUUUCAUUCAGUGAGCCAUAGAACUGGUCUGUUGCUGUUUUGUACUUCUCCUUCAAAUUACUGUCACAUUGGAUGUCGAUGAGCUCCAAUUGUGUGUCUGGUGGUGCUUUCUCACUGUCGAAAAACAGGGCUUGAUACAAGCUUCAGCUCAGUCUCAAUCUUCGUGAAGUCUGAGAAGCGGCAGGAAAACUCAGCGUGCAGGUCGAUCAAAGUGCAACUAUAUGUCACAGUGCGGCACUGCAAUGUGGGCGCAUUCAGUGCGGCCAGUGUCGGAAAAUGAGCGAGAGACCGGCUGCUCAUUUGUCUGGAGAACAACAUAAGUUUGGCCUUGAAUGCUUUCACGUUGGAAUACAGUUCAUGCACAAAAACACAAUUUCCCUGCAGUUUCACAUUUAGAUUGUUCAGAUGCCCCAAUAUGUCCACACCGAAAGCAAAGUCGCCCAGCCAGUCUGUGUCUUUCAACUCAGAGAAGUCUUCAGCUUUUUCAACCGUAUCAAGGAACAUACCCAUCUCCCCUCUCAGUUCCCACACAUGGCAAAAUACUUUUCCCAGCGCACAUUUGAAUGUGCCUCUGUCAUUAAGCAGCUGAAUGAACAGACGAUGGUUAAGCCCCCUUGUCCGUAUAAAGUUGACAAGUUUUACAACCACUUUGACAACAUUUUCCAGCUUUAACACACUUUUACACAGGGCUUCCUGAUGAAUAAUACAGUGAAUACGUAUGCAUAAGCUCUAAUAUGUGUAUGGGUGUUUUGAAUUAAUCAUCACCUUAGAAAGCGCUGUCCAUUUAAUUGUUUAAUCGCUUACCAUGUUUUCCACUAAUUUGCAACCUUUUUAUUGAACUUCUUAAUUCAAAUUGAACGGUCAGUGAGGUGAGUUUUAAAAGCAUUAUACUGUUUUGAUGAUAAGUGCUUGAUGUGAUUUGAGAUUCCAUUUGCAUUGAUGUCAGUGGUUAGAGGGACAAUAGAGCGCUGACUGACGGUCAAUAGCGAGUUGGGUACUACCAACGCAUGUCCAGAAUGCAUAAGAGGAGAUUACCGUGACUCAAUGGUCAUGUGGAAUUUGACUGCGGUCAUGACUGCCGGUGUGGCGGUAAUACAGUCACUGCAACAGCCCUACUCCUUCUCCUAGUGUUGACAGAUCUCCUCUGUGCGUUAUCCCAGUAUGUCAAGCGCGAUGUUUGACAGUGUUCGUCUGUGGACGGUCGUGGUGCUCUGCUUCCUGAGGCUGGCCCUGAUCCGAUACCACAUGCAGGCCUACCUCAACCUGUCCCAGAAGUGGGUGGACCAGAUGAAGAAGGAGGCAGGACGCAUCGCUGCCAUCGACAUCCAGAGGAAGGUAAGACCUAAACAUCUAAACCUCAGCCAUUUUGUUUUCAUGUCAAAUUAAUUGUUUUGAGUUAGGCUUGGGUGAUAUACAGUUUAUACCGUAUACUGGGGUUUUUCAAAAUACCGGCAAUAUGAUUUUCAAUACCGAAAAAAAAAUUAUAUAUACAGUGAGGGGAAAAAGGUAUUUGAUCCCCUGCUGAUUUUGUACAUUUGUCCACUGACAAAGAAAUGAUCAGUCUAUAAUUUUAAUGGUAGGUUUAUUUGAACAGUGAGAGACAGAAUAACAACAAAAUAAUCCAGAAUAACGCAUGUCAAAAAUGUUAUAAAUUGAUUUGCAUUUUAAUGAGGGAAAUAAGUAUUUGACCCCUCUCAAUCAGAAAGAUUUCUGGCUCAAAGAUUUCUGGCUCCCAGGUGUCUUUUAUACAGGUAACAAACUGAGAUUAGGAGCACACUCUUAAAGGGAGUGCUCCUAAUCUCAGUUUGUUACCUGUAUAAAAGACACCUGUCCACAGAAGCGAUCAAUCAAUCAGAUUCCAAACUCUCCACCAUGGCCAAGACCAAAGAGCUCUCCAAGGAUGUCAGAGACAAGAUAGUAGACCUACACAAGGCUGGAAUGGGCUACAAGACCAUCGCCAAGCAGCUUGGUGAGAAGGUGACAACAGUUGGUGCGAUUAUUCGCAAAUGGAAGAAACACAAAAUAACUGUCAAUCUCCCUCGGCCUGGGGCUCCAUGCAAGAUCUCACCUCGUGGAGUUGCAAUGAUCAUGAGAACGGUGAGGAAUCAGCCCAGAACUACACGGGAGGAUCUUGUCAAUGAUCUCAAGGCAGCUGGGACCAUAGUCACCAAGAAAACAAUUGGUAACACACUACGCCGUGAAGGACUGAAAUCCUGCAGCGCCCGCAAGGUCCCCCUGCUCAAGAAAGCACAUGUACAGGCCCGUCUGAAGUUUGCCAAUGAACAUCUGAAUGAUUCAGAGGAGAACUGGUUGAAAGUGUUGUGGUCAGAUGAGACCAAAAUCGAGCUCUUUGGCAUCAACUCAACUCGCCGUGUUUGGAGGAGGAGGAAUGCUGCCUAUGACCCCAAGAACACCAUCCCCACCGUCAAACAUGGAGGUGGAAACAUUAUGCUUUGGGGGUGUUUUUCUGCUAAGGGGACAGGACAACUUCACCGCAUCAAAGGGACGAUGGACGGCGCCAUGUACCGUCAAAUCUUGGGUGAGAACCUCCUUCCCUCAGCCAGGGCAUUGAAAAUGGGUCGUGGAUGGGUAUUCCAGCAUGACAAUGACCCAAAACACACGGCCAAGGCAACAAAGGAGUGGCUCAAGAAGAAGCACAUUAAGGUCCUGGAGUGGCCUAGCCAGUCUCCAGACCUUAAUCCCAUAGAAAAUCUGUGGAGGGAGCUGAAGGUUCGAGUUGCCAAACAUCAGGUUUGAAACCUUAAUGACUUGGAGAAGAUCUGCAAAGAGGAGUGGGACAAAAUCCCUCCUGAGAUGUGUGCAAACCUGGUGGCCAACUACAAGAAACGUCUGACCUCUGAUUGCCAACAAGGGUUUUGCCACCAAGUACUAAGUAAUGUUUUGCAGAGGGGUCAAAUACUUAUUUCCCUCAUUUAAAAUGCAAAUCAAUUUAUAACAUUUUUGACAUGCGUUUUUCUGGAUAUUUUGUUGUUAUUCUGUCUCUCACUGUUCAAAUAAACCUACCAUUAAAAUUAUAGACUGAUCAUGUCUUUGUCAGUGGGCAAACGUACAAAAUCAGCAGGGGAUCAAAUACUUUUUUUCCCUCACUGUAUGCAUACAUACACUUUUGGGGGGGGGGGGUUGGGGUGGUGCGUGCUACGCCACUGCUUAAACCAUAAGUUAAGUUUAACUAUAAGAAAUCUAAGAUGUGUUAAAUAAAUUAUAUCGAUCUCAGGGCUACAGCUAUGAUUUGGUUUGCUAACUUACUAGCUAAGUGGCUAGAUGUCAAGAUCAAGCUUCUUGGUUACAGCAGAGACAUUCAAUCCCCUUCUGGAGCAAGAUACCUGUUGCCUAAAUUGUUUUAGAAAUAGCGCCCCUUGUGUGCACUUCCGGUAAUACCUUAUACCCCGGUAGUGUACAGAAAUCUGGUUACCGCCAAACCGUAGAGGUGACAGAAGAAACCUAUAUCCAUGAGUCUUUGUUGUUGUCCUUCCAGGUGACCCGUGUGUUCUGCUACCUGACCAUAGUCACCCUGCAGUACGUAGUCCCUGUUCUGCUCCUCCUCUUCUCCACCCUGGCUCUGAAGGCCCUGGGUAAGACAUGUACAGCACCUAACAACAGAAGCAAUAACUCUGAUCUCAGUGAGGCCUUCAGUGACUGCUGAGAACCUGCAUUCUACAAUUCAACUAUAGGGAGUCAUGAUCAUUUACCAACAGCUUCACCAUAAUGUCUGAUGCUACAGAUAACUGCCAAAAUAAAGGAAACACUUGUGUAAAUGAGGGAUAGAAAAUGUAUUGUAGUGACGUGACUUUCAUUAAUAUGAGUGUUAUUUAUCGAAUCAACUAACUAUGUUUAAUUGUUACUCAAUUUAAAUUAUGUAACAAUUAAGUCAUUAGGAUUUGGGGCACCACAGAAUAAGUUGUUUAUGGAGUAACCAUCUCCCGAAUUAAACUCUAUAAGGUAUUUUACCUAUCACUAUGUAUAAAAGUCAACGUAUUAAUCAUUACCUCUUAUCAGUCGUCAUUCUGAAUGGUCGAAUAAUUAUUGGAUCCGCAUGAACCCUAGCUUUACUUAUGAUUCAGCACUAAACAAAUUGGCUUCAUUAUUUAUUUACUAGCUAACUAAAUAAUAACACAGAAUGCAUACAUACUUAAUACAUGAGAAAAAGUCCCUAGCAGACUAACAACGGCAUGACUGCUUGGUCAUCAAAAGAGGGAGGGGUAGAUAGGGAGAGACAAAGAGAGAGUCACACUUAUCGUUGAUACAUUUGGAAGCUACCCUCAAAGUAAUCAUAAUACUUUGCUCACGAACCACUGCCCGUUUGGGUAAGAAAUCAUGAAUGUAUUUACAUGUAGAUGUCUUUGUUUGUCGUCUCUCCGUUGAAACCAAUCAAUCCUUCUAUGGGAAGGGGUAGGUUUUAGUGUCCCGUUUCGGUGUAUGGCUCUGAUUGUCCACCAGAGGUCACAAUGUCCUCCUUAGUUGUCCUGGCUUGGAGUGGAGUGUUCAAAUAGAACAGAUACUCAGAUGCAUUCUAAUGAUUGUCUGAGAUGGGAUUCUCCUUCCCACCUCGUGUAGUUAGUCAAAGUUCUAGACCACUUUACAUGGACAGCUGCAGACUGGCAAUGCUAGUCUAGUGAGUUUAUCUUCUUCUCCUUGUGUUGAGAUUCAAAGCUCUAACCAUUUCAAACGUGUGGACUACCGUCACCACGCUUUCUGGUCUAACCAUUUUAAGCCGUGUAGUCACAGCUCCACACUUUCUUGUCUAAUGUAAAUUUUGUUACCAAGGCUUUUUAUGCACUCUGGUAAAAGGGGCGUUCCUACUUGCUGACACGGUCUCUUAUAGCUUAUAUGAAAUCCUAUGAUCUCGUUAGAAAACUAAAAUCACAUUCCUAUCUUAACAAAAAUACUCUCGUAAUUCUCCAUAUUAUAUACACAACAUAUUGGAUGUAAACUUGACAGAUAAAGUGUGUAUACUUUUCAAAUUACAGUAUUUUCGUUAUAACCUUUUUAAUGACAUCAUAAAAUAGUAAACAAUAUGACGUGAUUAGUCUUUAGAUCCUCACUGACCAUUCCAAACAUUCGGAUAUUAGGAAUAUUGUUCCGGUGUUUACUUUUUGGACGUUAUAGUUUUCGCGGCAAAAGUCUUCUGGGGGACAAAGCACAUUCCUUUCAAUACUGAAGAGCAAGGGAGAGAUUCCCCUCCUGCCUAAUUUACGACCGAGUGUUAAGGUGUCAAAACCGGCCCAGCCGUCUUUCCAGACUGAUAAUUAGAUGAGGGGACGCGCUGUACCCAAAUGAACGAAUGACGGGAAUCAACACAAUUCCGCAUUAGAUUAACCAUUCUCAAGAUGGGUGAGCCUAGUAUGUUGAUACAGUUGAAGUCGGAAGUUUACAUACACCUUAGCCAAAUACAUUUAAACUCAGUUUUUCACAAUUCCUGACAUUUAAUCCUAGUAAAACUUCCCUGUCUUAGGUCAGUUAGGAUCACCACUUUAUUUUAAGAAUGUGAAAUGUCAGAAUAAUAGUAGAGAGAAUUAUUUAUUUUGGCUUGUAUUUCUUUCAUCACAUUCCCAGUGGGUCAGAAGUUUACAUACACUCAAUUAGUAUAGGGUAGCAUUGCCUUUAAAUUGUUUGACUUGGGUCAAACGUUUCGGGUAGCCUUCCACAAGCUUCCCACAAUAAAUUGGGUGAAUUUUGGCCCAUUCCUCCUGACAGAACUGGUGUAACUGAGUCAGGUUUGUAGGCCUCCUUGCUCGCACACACUUUUUCAGUUCUGCCCACAAAUGUUCUAUAGGAUUGAGGUCAGGACUUUGUGAUGGCCACUCCAAUACCUUGACUUUGUUGUCCUUAAGCCAUUUUGGCACAACUUUGGAAGUAUGCUUGGGGUCAUUGUCCAUUUGGAAGACACAUUUGCGACCAAGCUUUAACUUCCUGACUGAUGUCUUGAUGUUGCUUGAAUAUAUCCACAUAAUUUCCCUUCCUCAUGAUGCCCUCUAUCAGCAAAGCACCCCCACAGCAUGAUGCUGCCACCCCCGUGCUUCACGGUUGGGAUGGUGUUCUUCGGCUUACAAGCCACCCACUUUUUCCUCCGAACAUAACGAUGGUCAUUAUGGGCAAACAGUUCUAUUUUUGUUUCAUCAGACCAGAGGACAUUUCUCCAAAAAGUACAAUCUUUGUCCCCAUGUGCAGUUGCAAACCAUAGUCUGGCUUUUUUAUGGCGGUUUUGAAGCAGUGGCUUCAUCCUUGCUGAGCGGCCUUUCAGGUUAUGUCGAUAUAGGACUCAUUUUACUGUGGAUAUAGAUGCUUUUGUACCUGUUUCCUCCAGCAUCUUCACAAGGUCCUUUGCUGUUGUUCUGGGAUUGAUUUGCGCUUUUCGCACCAAAGUACGUUAAUCUCUAGGAGACAGAAUGCGUCUCCUUCCUGAGCGGUAUGACGGCUGCGUGGUCUCAUGGUGUUUAUACUUGCGUACUAUUGUUUGUAAAGAUGAACGUGGUACCUUCAGGCAUUUGGAAAUUGCUCCCAAGGAUUAACCAGACUUGUGGAGGUCUACAAUUUAUUUUCUUAGGUCUUGGCUGAUUUCUUUUGAUUUUCCCAUGAUGUCAAGCAAAGAGGCACUGAGUUUGAUUUAGGCCUUGAAAUACAUCCACAUGUACACUUCCAAUUGACUCAAAUGAUGUCAAUUAGCUUAUCAGAAGCUUCUAAAGCCAUGACAAGCUGUUUAAAGGCACCGUCAACUUAGUGUCUGUAAACUUCUGACCCACUGGAAUUGUGAUACGGUGAAUUAUAAGUGAAAUAAUCUGUCUGUAAACAAUUGUUGGAAAAAUUACAUGUGUCAUGCACAAAGUAGAUGUCGUAACCGACUUGCCAAAGCAAUAGUUUGUUAACAAGACAUUUGUGGAGUGGUUGAAAAACGAGUUUUAAUGACUCCAACCUAAGUGUAUGUAAACUUCCAACUUCAACUGUAUUUGUUGCUUACUGUGUUCAUUUUGACUAAACAGUACGUUCUAAAGAGUAUAUAGUACAAUUAGUACACAGUGUAUACUGAAUAAAACUAUAAAUGCAACAUGUAAAGUGUUGGUCCCAUGUUUCAUGAGCUGAAAUGAAAGAUCCCAGAAAUGUUCCAUAUGCACAAAAAGCGUAUUUCUCUCACAUUUUGUGCACAGAUGUGUUUACAUACCUGUUAGUGAGCAUUUCUCCUUUGUCAAGAUAAUCCAUCCACCUGACAGGUGUGGCAUAUCAAGAAGCUGAUUAAACAGCAUGAUCAUUACACAGGUGCACCUUGUCCUGGGGACAAUAAAAGGCCACUCUAAAAUGUGUCGUUUUGUCACACAACACAAUGCCACAGAUGUCUCAAGUUUUGAGGGAGCGUGAAAUUGGCAUGCUGACUGCAGUAAUGUCCACCAGAGCUGUUGCCGGAGAAUUUAAUGUUCAUUUCUCUACCAUAAGCCACCUCCAACGUCGUUUUAGAGAAUUUGGCAGUACGUCCAACCAGCCUUACAACCGCAGACCACAUGUGAAAACUCCACUCCACAGGACCUCCACAUCCGUCUUCUUCACCUGCGGGAUCAUCUGAGACCAGCCACCUGGGCAGCUGAUGAAACUGGGUUUACACAACCAAAGAAUUUCUGCACAAACUGUCAGAAACCGUCUCAGGGAAGCUCAUCUGCAUGCUUGUCGUCCUCCACCAGGGUCUUGACCUGACUGCCAUUGGGCGGCGCACAAUUGGCCCAUCGUCAUCCAGGUUAGGGGAGGGUUUGGCCGGCAGGGGUAUUCUUGUCCCAUUGCGCACUAGCGACUCCUGUGGCGGGCCGGGCGCAGUGCACGCUGACACGGUCUCCAGGUGUACGGUGUUUCCUCCAACACAUUGGUGCGGCUGGCUUCCAGGUUAAGCGGGCAUUGUGUCAAGAAGCAGUGCGGCUCGGCUGGGUGGUGUUUCGGAGGACGAUGGGACAAGACUGUAACUACCAAUUGGGGAGAAAAAGGGGGGGAAAAUAUAAGAAUUAAAAAUUGUUUUCUAAAAACCUGUUUUUGCUUUGUCAUUAUGGGGUAUUGUGUGUAGAUUGAUGAGAAAAAAAACGAUUUCAUCCAUUUUAGAAUAAGGCUGUAACGUAACAAAAUGUGGAAAAAGUCAAGCGGUCUGAAUACUUUCCGAAUGCACCCAUAAUGACCACCCCCCCCCCCCCCUUUGUUUUUACACUGCUGCUACUCGCUGUUUGUUAUCUAUGCAUAGUCACUUUAUCCCUACCUACAUGUACAAAUUACCUAGACUAACCUGUACCCCCGCACAUUGACUCGGUACCGGUACCCCCUGCAUAUAGCCUCGUUAUUUUAUUACUUUAGUUUAUUUAGUCAAUAUUUCCUUAACUCUAUUUCUUGAACUGCAUUGUUGGUUAAGGGCUUGUAAGUAAGCAUUUCACUAUAAGGUCUACUACACCUGUUGUAUUCGACGCAUGUGACAAAUAAACUUUGAUUUGAUAUGUCGUGAAAUUACCAGUCGUGAAAUCCAUAGAUUAGGGCGAAAUGAAUUUAUUUCAAUUGACUGAUUUCCUUUAUAUGAACUGUAACUCAGUAAAAUCUUAGAAAUUGUUGCAUGUGGCAUUCAUAUCUUUGUUCAGUGGGCAAAUGCUGUAAGAAGUAGGCAAGACAGAUUUCGGACACUGCCUGUGUGUGUGUCUCAGUCACCAGGGACUCUACCCAAUUGAACACUCAUGGGAGAUUCUGGAGCUGUGCCUGAGACAUGAUUUUCCACCAUUAUCAACAAAACACCAAUUUAUGGAAUUUCUCGUGGAAGAAUGGUGUCUCAUCCCUCCAAUAGAGUUCCAGACACUUGUACAAUCUAUGCCAAGGUGCAUUGAAGCUGUUCUGACUCGUGGUGGCCCUACGCCUUAUUAAGACACUUUAUGUUGGUGUUUCCAUUAUUUUGGGAGUUACAGUGCCUUGCCAAAGUAUUCAUCCCCCUUGGCGUUUUUCCUAUUUUGUUGCAUUACAACCUGUAAUUUUUAAUGGAUUUUUAUUUGGAUUUCAUGUAAUGGACAUACACAAAAUAAUCCAAAUUGGUGAAGUGAAAUGAAAAAAAUUACUUGUUUAAAAAAAUUCUAAAAAAUUAAUAACAGAAAAGUGGUGCGUGCAUAUGUAUUCACCCCCUUUGCUUUGAAGCCCCAAAAUAAGAUCUGGGGCAACCAAUUACCUUCAGAAGUCACAUAAUUUGUUAGAUUGCACACAGGUGGACUUUAUUUAAGUGUCACAUGAUCUCAGUGUGUAUAUAUACACCUGUUCUGAAAGGCCCCAGAGUCUGCAACACCACUAAGCAAGGGGCACCACCAAGCAAGCGGCACCAUGAAGACCAAGGAGCUCUACAAACAGGUCUGGGACAAAGUUGUGGAGAAGUUCAGAUCAGGGUUGGGUUAUAAAAAAAUAUCAGAAACUUUGAACAUCCCACGGAGCACCAUUAAAUCCAUUAUUAAAAAAUUGAAAGAAUAUGGCACCACAACAAACCUGCCAAGAGAGGGCCGCCCACCAAAACUCAUGGACCAGGCAAGGAGGGCAUUAAUCAGAGGCAACAAAGAGACCGAAGAUGACCCUGAAGGAGCUCCACAGCGGAGAUUGGAGUAUCUGUCCAUAGGACCAGUUUAAGCCAUACACUCCACAGAGCUGGGCUUUAUGGAAGCGUGGCCAGAAAAAAGCCAUUGCUUAACGAAAAGACAUAAGCAAUGAGACUAAAAUUGAGCUUUUUGGCCAUCAAGGAAAACGCUAUGUCUGGCGCAAACCCAACACCUCUCAUCACCUCUCAUCACCCCGAGAACACCAUCCUCACAGUGAAGCAUGGUGGUGGCAGCAUCAUGCUGUGGGGAUGUUUUUCAUCGGCAGGGACUGGGAAACUGGUCAGAAUUGAAGGAAUGAUGGAGGGCGCUAAAUACAGGGAAAAUCUUGAUGGAAACCUGUUUCAGUCUUCCUGAGAUUUGAGACUGGGACGGAGAUUCACCUUCCAGCAGGACAAUGACCUUAAGCAUACUGCUAAAGCAACACUCAAGUGGUUUAAGGGGAAACAUUUAAAUGUCUUGGAAUGGCCUAGUCAAAGCCCAGACCUCAAUCCAAUUGAGAAUCUGCGGUAUGACUUAAAGAUUGCUGUACACCAGCGGAACCCAUCCAACUUGAAGGAGCUGGAGCAGUUUUGCCUUGAAGAAUGGGCAAAUUUCCCAGUGGCUAGAUGUGCCAAGCUUAUAGAGACAUACCCCAAGAGACUUGCAGCUGUAAUUGCUGCAAAAGGUGGCUCUACAAAGUAUUGACUUUGGGGGGGUGAAUAGUUAUGCACGCUCGUUUUCUGUUUUUUUGUCUUAUUUCUUGUUUGUUUCACAAUAAAAAAUGUUUUACAUCUUCAAAGUGGUAGGCAUGUUGUUUAAAUCAAAUGAUACAAACCCCCCAAAAAUCUAUUUUAAUUCCAGGUUGUAAGGCAACAAAAUAGGAAAAAUGCCAAGGGGGGGGAAUAAUUUCGCAAGCCACUGUACCUGUAUAUGUAGCCUAUAGGUUGUUCAUUUAGAAUGUGUCAUGUGGUAACGUCCUUUGUUCGUGCUGUGUUUUUGUUCUGUAUGUCAGGUGACUUCUCAUGGAGUGGUGCGGAGCAGGCUCCGGGGGUGACCCCUGCCCUGGUAAUGCCCACGGCCACUCCCGUCCUGCCAACGCUGGAGGAUGACGAGGAGGGGGUGGAGUACAUGGAGGAGGACAUCCAGGCCACGGUGGCCCGUCUGACUGAGGGCUUCUCAGCCCUGCGCUCCGUCCUCACCCCCCUCUUCUUCAGAGGCCUCUUUGCCUUCCUUAGCUGGUGGGUGGCCGCCUGCCAGGUCAUCAGCAGCCUGUUUGGCAUCUACUUCCACCAGUACCUCAUGCAGAACUGA
Molecule: messenger RNA, 17204 nt
Organism: Coregonus sp. 'balchen'
Lineage: Eukaryota; Metazoa; Chordata; Actinopteri; Salmoniformes; Salmonidae
Source: the annotation of a GenBank genome assembly